Messenger RNA from Malassezia vespertilionis, 1335 nucleotides. RefSeq names its product mannose-6-phosphate isomerase (gene PMI1). The record is from RefSeq and is a predicted model, not a curated record. Gene Ontology annotation, biological process: carbohydrate metabolic process; GDP-mannose biosynthetic process. Gene Ontology annotation, cellular component: cytosol. Gene Ontology annotation, molecular function: zinc ion binding; mannose-6-phosphate isomerase activity. Bases 1 to 1335 code for a protein of 444 amino acids. NCBI's taxonomy places the organism in Eukaryota, Fungi, Basidiomycota, Malasseziomycetes, Malasseziales, Malasseziaceae. The transcript has a single exon.
AUGACCGCGGUAUACCAGCUGAUCCCCGGCGUACAAUCGUACGAGUGGGGUAUCCUUGGCUCAGAAAAAAACAAUGCAGUGGCAAAUUAUGCCGAGGCAACACCCGCGUUGAAUUUUCAGCGCGACGAUGCGACACCGUACGCGGAGCUGUGGAUGGGCACACACCCCACUUUGCCUUCGUACGUGAUCGCCAAAGAACCCCACGAAGCAUUAUCCAGCGUAAUUUCCGCGCAGCCCAGCUUGCUUGGAGAGAGUGUAGUGAAAAAAUACGGCGCACACAACGAGCGUUGCGCCUUGCCAUUCCUCUUCAAGGUUCUUGGUAUUGCCAAGGCCCUAAGUAUCCAGGCCCACCCAAACAAGCAGCUCGCCGAGAAGCUGCAUACAGAGAAGCCGAAUCUGUACAAAGAUGAUAACCACAAGCCGGAGAUGGCGAUUGCUAUCCAGCAUUUCACUGGAUUCUGCGGUUUCCGUCCCGUGCACGAGAUUGCCAACUUUUUGGCGACUGUACCCGAGCUUGCGUCCGUUGUGCAUGUAGAUGGUGCAUUGAGAGAGCUGCUACAAGAUGCAGCGUCGCGUCAGGCAUCGGCAUGGCGCGGUACUGACACCGCGGGUGCGAAGGAUACAGUGCACGAUGCGCUGCAGCGCGUAUUUGCGCUCCUCAUGCGUGCAGAUGCACAGGUGUACGAGCAUGCAGUUGCUGAACUUGCACAGCGAUACACGGAUGCAUUGCAGCACAAUGCAUCGAUCGAGGUAUCCCGCGCAACCGCCGAGCUUGUCGUGCGACUGAACAAGCAGUACCCCCGCGAUGUUGGUGUCUUGUGUACAUUCUUCCUCAAUGUUGUGCACCUUGAGCCUGGCGAGGCACUUUACUUGGGUGCGGACGAGCCACAUGCGUACAUUGAUGGUACUAUUCUCGAAUGCAUGGCUGCGUCGGAUAAUGUCGUGCGCGCAGGGCUUACGCCUAAAGUGCGGGAUGUCGACGUGCUGGUCGAUAUGCUGACAUACCAAAGCGCGCGUGCUGCGGAGCAGUUAUUGCGUCCCGUAAAGUGGGACGGAGAGCAGGGAAAUGCAACGACCGAGUUGUACGACCCGCCGAUCGACGAGUUCUCCGUCUUGCUUACGACACUUGGGCGUAGCGAUGUGCACAGCGACCAGCGUGCGAUCCAGGGCCCGUCAAUUGUGUUGAUUGUGCAUGGGAGCGGUUCAUUGCAUGCACAAAACAAGGACACGGAUGUCAAAGCCGGUGCAGUUUUUUUUGUCGGUGCGGAUACGCCUAUCCGCUUUGCUACAAAAAAUGACAUGAAGGUCGCACGCGCAUUUCUAGAGAUUGUGUAG